Messenger RNA from Drosophila ananassae, 2464 nucleotides. RefSeq lists its product as uncharacterized. Lineage: Eukaryota; Metazoa; Arthropoda; Insecta; Diptera; Drosophilidae. Bases 268 to 1368 code for a protein of 366 amino acids. The record is from RefSeq and is a predicted model, not a curated record. The transcript is spliced from 2 exons.
CGACACGUCGGUUGGCAGAACAGAUUUUUAGCGCGCCCUUUUUUUUGUAUUUUGAAGCACGCGACGCGAACAAGUCUAGAAACUAGUCUAGAAACCAAAAACCAAGCGAUAAUACCUUUUGCAUUUAAACAACAAUUAGACUAUAAAAGGCCACUGCCAAAAAAAAAAGGACACAAUACGAAAAAAGGAAGCAUAUCAGAAUCGAGGGCAACAAUCAAAAUCAAAAAUUCAAAAAAAUAGUCGAAAGGAAACUAAAUCAAAAUCAAAAUGAACUCGAAAGUGAACUCGCUGGAGGAGAAAGUGAAACUGCCGCCCACGGAGACAAUAAGCCGCUGCUACCAGCCGCAGCAGAGCAAUCGCAAGGUCAUCCGCAUCCUGACCGUCGCCGUCUACGUCCUUUGCGUCUCACUGGCGGCCAUCAUGCUCUCACUGUACUACAUCUUCAUCUGGGACCCCACCAUCCGUCCCUUCGUCACCAAGGCCACGCAUUGCGAUAAAAUUGUGAUACCCGAGAAAAUAGCCAUCCGCCUCCUGAACUCAUCGGAAGUGACCGCGGAGCAGUUCUACAAGCACAUCCUCGACCAGUACCGCAUCCUGAGCCACCUGCAGCAGCAACGCCAGCAGCUCCUGCAGCGCCAGCACCUGCAGCUGCAGCAGCUGGAGGCGAGCAACCGCUUCCAGGAGAUCUUCGCCACGGCCACCAUCAUCCAGGCCCAUCCGCAUCCGCAUCCCCAUCCCCAUCCGCAUCCCCGGGAUCCGCUGAAGCAGCCCCUCCUCGGCCCGUCCACCGCCGGCAACAGCAGCACAAGCAUCGACCUGGACGGCGAUCCGGAGGGACAUCUGCCGCUGUUACCGCUGCUGGACACCUCGCCGCCGGCGGAGGGCAUGACCGGAAUGGGUCACUCCAAACGCAAGACCCACCGCGGCCACUACAAACACCACAGGGUGCGCGUGGGCGGUGGCGGCCCCAAGAAGCUAUCCGUUGCCAACGCUAACGCCAUUGCUGGCUCCCCAACCACGGCCAGCUCGACGCCGAGCACCACCAGUGGCGGAGAGGCAUUCGUGGCCGCCACAGCAGCCACCUUGCCGCACGGCUACAUGGACACGCCCCUCAACCCGGCGGCGGGAACUAUUGUACAGCCGCCGCAGCUGCAGCUCUACACCUCCAUGCCCAUACCGCUGAUCCUGAGUCCCGUCGACGAGAAGCGUCCGGCGCACCACGCCCACGGCCAUGCCCACGGCGAGAGGCGGGGCGGGGGGACGCAGAACGGCGGACGGCGACGGACCACGACGGCUUCGGUCUCCGGCUACGAGGCUCAGACCUACCUCAACCCCUUCCUCACCGGCGAGCUGAUCUUCGAGAAGUAAGGGACUUUAGAGUGGGAAAAAGGGAAUACACAUCAGCCAGGAGGAUCGGGAUCGGGAUCGGGAGUGGAGGAGCACCUAUGACAUCCCGACUCACACACACAACCACACUCAAAUAUCUAUGGAGGACUGUUUAGAGGGGCAGGACUACUCUUCGACUGGACUCAGAACUGGCAAGGGAGGUCGUCCCGAAUGAGUAAAAAGAAGUAUUUUUUUUCUUCCCAAAUUGGAAAGUAGAAAGUGGAAAUGGAAAUCUUUUGCCAGAACUGGGCUCCGGAACAGACUAUAUAUAUAGAGCCCGACUUGGCCGCAUAUAGAGGUUUAAUAACGUUAUGUACUGCAAAAAAAGGAUAGUUGAAACCAUAGCCAAAAAAAAGAUAUAGUUAAUAUACCAAACACACAAGGACAUACACCCAAACACACACACACACACACGCGCAUUAUACGGGACCCACUUCAGUAGAAACGUCACUCGACCAGGAUUACGGAUCACGGAUUACGGAUCACGGAUCACGGAUCUGGCGGCUCACCUCACCAAGCUCAGCAGCGAACUCACCCCACCUAGAACACUGCUUCCAGGCAGCUAGCAAAUGCUACACCAACUACAAUAAUUAGCCAAAAAAAAAAAAAACCCAAAAGUAGCCAGUAAACCAAUAACCAGAAUACCAGUUACCAAGUUAGCAAGUUAUCAAGGAUACCAUCCAAGGAGUACCGCGCCAAGGAGGCGGUUAGACGUCACUAUAAUCAGCAUUUAAUCCCUCACACAUCCCUCAGAGCUCUACUCACAAGGAACUGCUUCAGUAAGGAGAGUCGGACAUCGGAUAUAGGAUUAUACCAGGUGGUCUAUCAGAUAUACAUAGAUGAUCCAAAAACAUAUAGAAAUGCCAUCCAGAACUGUGGUCAGAGCUGUUAUGUGGCAUAGACCCCUUCUAUAGCCCAUAUAGCCGAUGUCUGACGUGACUUUUUCUCGGUCUAUUCACAUACUCACUGAUACUAAAAACUAAAUGCAAACAAAAUAAGAAAAAACCUAUCAAAAAUACACUAAGAGAAACACGAGGCGAGUUAUGUAUCUCUCAAGAAAAUAAACAAAAAAUAUAUA